GCGCACUGGUAGGUGAGCGCCCUCGCCCGAGCGGUUAGAGGCGCGGCCGUGUCGCUGGCGCCGCGGGAGAGGCGCUGGCUGCGCGGACACCAUGAGACCCGAGGCGGCGGCCGGAGCCCGGGAGGCGCGCGGGCGCGUCUGUCACUGCCCCGCGGAUGGUCCCCGGAGGCCACCGCCGCCGCGCGGGCCCGAGAGCACCACACCAUGGAGACCUUGGAUCCUCACAUCCCGAGAAGCUGAGCUGACCAGAACUGGAAGCCGGCUUGAACCUGGAGGUGACCCACAAACUCCGGGAUCAAAGGGGGCCUUUGGGUUUCAGCAUCCUGUAAGCAAAAGGAGCCACUCCUCCUCAGAGUAUUUUUACCCUGGUUAUCCCGGAAGACUGAAAACUGUAGUAAGAUCCAGAGAUCCUCAUUGCUGGAGAUGAAAUCGAAAGCCCUUCCGACUGGUCAAAGAGUGAUUUCUGGAAAAGGAAGCUUUUCCAUCCCCAUAGGAUCACUUGGGAAGCUUUAUUUUUAUUUUAUCUUUUUAUUAUAAAAAAAUUUCAAUCUUACACACAAGUGGAGAGAAGAGUCCUGGGACCCCGCCCCCAACAUGCCCAUCACCAGCCUCAAUAAUUAUCAACAAUUUUAGAUCUGAUGGUGUUUAUCACCCUCUCCCAAUUAUGUUUUUAUUGUUGUUAGAAUUUUUUUUUAAAGAUUUAUUUAUUUGAGAGAGAGAGUUCGAGUGGGAGGAGAGAGGGAGAGGAAGACAGAGAAUCCCAUCCAGACUCCCUGCUGAGCACAGAGCCCAGUGCUGGGCUCAGUCUCACGACCCCCCACCCCGCCCCCUACCCCCUACCCCUCCACCCCCCACCCAGAUCAUGACCUGAGCGGAAAUCAAAAGUUGGAGCUUAACUGACUGUGCGCCCUGGGCGCCCCUGUUAGAAUUUUAAAUCAGUUCCAGGCAACUUACAAAUUCAAAUUCUCCUGUAAAUAACUUCAGCAUUACAGGCUAAUUUUUAAUAUGGCCAAACCCUAAACUAUGUUUAUAUUUCUGUCGUUAUCUGUAAUUUAUAUAAUAUAGAAAUACAUAUAAAUUUAAAGAAUAACACACACACACACAAAAUAGAGAGAGAGAAAAAGAAAACCGUAUAAUGGUUUUAUUUGUUGCAGUGGUCGUUUGUUGCAAAGUUCCUCAACCCCAGCACUGCCAACACUUUGAGCUGGACAAUUCUUUGUUGGAAGGUGCCGUGGUGGGUAUGAUGGGAUGUUUACCAGCGUCCCUGGGCUCUGCUCACUCAUGCUGGUAGCUCCUCCUCCGUCAAGGCGACCAGAAAUGUCUCCAGACAUUGCCAAACGCGCUCUGGAGGUUGAGAAUCCCUGAUGUCUCAGGAACCUUAGGAAGGUCAGAAGGGUGCUUGGGUGGCUCUGCUGUUAAGCAUCUGCCUUUGGCUCAGGUCAUGAUCUGGCCUUCGUCCCCUCCCUCGUCCAACUCCUUGCUCAGCAGGAAGCCUGCUUCUCCCUCUCCCACUCCCCCUGCUUGUGUUGUCUCUCUCUCUCUCUAUCAAAUAAAUAAAUAAAUAAAAUCUUAAAAAAAAAACUUAGAAAGUUCGGAAUCGUCACACAUUAUUUAUAAUAGGGCAUUUUCUUUCUCUCUUUUUUUCUCCAUCCAAGAGAGAAAUUACAGUCAGCUCUGCAGGGGUGCGUGGUUGGCUCAGUUGGUAAAGGAUGUGAUUGGAUGUCGGAAUUGUAGGUUUAAGCCCCAUGGUGGGCGUAGAGAUUAUUUAAAAAUAAAAAAAUAAAUCAGUUUUGCAAAUAGUGGUGGUCAAAUAAUAAUCCCUCUCAGUUCCUCAGAAGACCUCAAGAAAAAAUGCAAAUAAAUUAGUGAAUGAAAGGUGUAAGAAUGAGGGAUUAUGGGGAGACUGAGGGGUAUUUUAAACACUUUACAUGAGGGGCUCCUGGAUGGCUCAGUGGGUUUAGCCUCUGCCUUCGGCUCAGGUCAUGAUCUUGGGGUCCUGGGAUCAAGCCCUGCAUUGGGCUCUCUGCUCCGCAGGGAGCCUGGUUUCCCCUCUCUUUCUGCCUGUCUCUCUACCUGCUUGUGAUCUCUCUCUGUCAAAUAAAUAAAUAAAAUAUUUUAAAAAUAAUAAUAAUAAUUAGCUGCUUCUCUAGACUGGGGUUUCAGAGCCAGAUUUCCUCCAGAGCCCAAAAGGUCACAAGAUUCCCCAGACUUGGGGGUGUUGCGGGGGAUAAGGACCUAACCUAAAUAAGACAUAUAUUCUCCAGGAUAUAUGACAUUGUCUCUUUGAUCAAAAUGAGACUCCUCAACAUGAAACUCAGUGUUUUAAUUUCCUUUUACCUUCACGGAGGCACACCCUCUCUCCCAUGGUGGUCUAAAUCAAUCUGUUCAUCCCGAUUAUAGGCUCAUUUCUGAACUGGUGUGUAGGGUUCCUUUGAUCAGGUCUCUCCACCUGCCCACGGUUUUGCGUUCUGAUGAUUUAGGAAACACUGUGCGCAGCGAAGGCAAGAUCAGAGAGGGAGACCGGGGGUUAGCCGCCUCAAGGGGAGAGGACCCGCUAGAUGGGAGUUUGCCUGUUUCUGGGUGUAUUAAUGGUGUAUUUGUUUCUUAAAUAUUAGACUUUAUUUACCCAUUUCAAAGCGCCAAGAGUAUCUGCAAAGUUCUGGGGAAAAAGUGCUGGCCAGUUUCCCAGUGCAAGCCACAAUCCACUUCUACAACGACGAGUCCGAUUCAGAUGAUGACGAGCAAGAGGCAGAAAAC
Molecule: messenger RNA, 2757 nt
Organism: Mustela lutreola (European mink)
Lineage: Eukaryota; Metazoa; Chordata; Mammalia; Carnivora; Mustelidae
Gene: RIPPLY3
Product: ripply transcriptional repressor 3
Exons: 4
Coding region: 92-427 (111 amino acids)
Biological process (GO): negative regulation of transcription by RNA polymerase II; embryonic pattern specification
Cellular component (GO): nucleus
Source: RefSeq, a predicted model, not a curated record